Molecule: messenger RNA, 1572 nt
Organism: Pyricularia grisea
Lineage: Eukaryota; Fungi; Ascomycota; Sordariomycetes; Magnaporthales; Pyriculariaceae
Exons: 1
Coding region: 1-1572 (523 amino acids)
Molecular function (GO): monooxygenase activity; oxidoreductase activity, acting on paired donors, with incorporation or reduction of molecular oxygen; heme binding
Source: RefSeq, a predicted model, not a curated record
AUGCUUGAGCUCCUUGCGCGUCCAGCGGUGGCUGCGCCGGCCCUGCUGCUGGUCGGAUACAUUCUCUAUCACCUCCUACUUAGGCCCUCCAAGCUGCCAGAUCUGCCUAUCGUCGGCGCCAAAGAAGGCGACUGGUUCCCCAUGCUGCAGGCCAGAUGGAGAAACAUUGUCGACUUUGAGACUGGCCUCAGCGAGGGCUACCAGAAAUACAAAGGCCAGCCCGUCAUCAUCCCGGCGUCACACCGGACCAGCGUAAUGCUCCCGCUUUCCGAAAUCGAGUGGUUCGUGAACCAGCCCGACGAUGUGCUCAGCUUCCACCUCGCGGCGCACGAGUCGCUGCAGCUCGACCACACGACCCUGGACCGCAGGCUGGCCCACGACACUGCCAACAACCGCGUCGUGACGGUGACGCUGAACAGCCAGCUCGGAAACCUAGUUCCCGACAUGCUCGACGAGGUCCGGUUCGGAUUCGAAAAGUGCUGGGGCGACAAGCCGGGUGAAUCCAGGGAGGUGAACCUCUACGACACCACGACGCGCAUCAUCGCCGGCGUCACGGCCCGCAUCAUCCUAGGCGACUCCUUUAGCCGCGACGAGGACUUCCUCAAGCUGAGCACCGCCUGCGCCCAGGACCUCCCCAUCUCGGCGCAGCUGCUGACCUUCAUCUGGAAACCACUCCGCCCGGUCCUCGCACCCAUCGUCACCCUCGCCGCCAGGACCCGCCUGCGCCGCUACAAGCGUGCCAUCGCGCCCGAGGUGAACCGCCGCCUGGCGGCCUGGGAUGCUCGGGUCAGGGACGCCGAGUCCGAGGGCGGCAAGUUCGGAACGACCGACGGCGAGCCAAACGACUUUCUGCAGUGGACGAUCCGCCACGCCAAAGAGAGCGGUAACCCGACCAUGUGGGAGCUCGACAUCCUGGCCGGCCGCACGCUCAUGCUGAACUUUGCCGCCAUCCACACCUCCUCCCUCACGCAGACGGCCGCGGUGCUCGAGCUCGCCGCCAGCGACCCUUCUGUCGCCGCCGAGCUGCGCGCCGAGGUCAGCGCCGUCGUGGCCGAGCACGGCUGGACCAAGCGCUCCCUGGCGCGCAUGGAGAAGCUCGACUCGGUCUUCCGCGAGAGCGCGCGGCUCAACUCGUUCGUCACGCUCGGCAUGGAGCGUAAGGUGGUCGCGCCGGGCGGCGUCACCACCCCGUCGGGCCUGCACGUGCCGCAAGGGGGAACGGUGUGCCUACCGGCGUACGGCGUGCUGCACGACGAGGCCGUCUACCCGGACGCCGACAAGUUCAGGUCGUUUCGGUUCUCGGACGCGAGGGCCGACGACGCCGCGUCGUACGUCGAACGAGCCCGCAACGCCUUCCCCACCACCAAGCCCGAGUUCCUGGCCUUUGGCCACGGCCGCCACGCCUGCCCGGGCAGGUUCUUUGCCGCGUUGGAGUUGAAGAUGAUCAUGGCGUACAUUGUGCUCAAUUACGAUAUUUCUCAGCGCCAAAAGACCCCGAGUAUGUGGUAUGGGAUGAACAGGGUGCCGGAUUUGACUGCCAACAUACGGAUUCAGAGGAGGGAAAAGUCGUGA